CUUAGGAUAUUUUUGGCAUCGAAUGGGCCGGAAGAACGGAGGUGGGCGCUCAACUCUUCUAUUGACAUUUUGGCUUUUUGCAAUGUCUUACAGACGUUCGAGUGCCGAAGACGAUAUAUCGGAAUUAAAUUACGAGAAGAUCUUUGAUAAGAUAUCCUGCGAAAAUGGACGUUAUAACUGCAAAACCAGGCCUUUCAUAGGAAAAGACAUACCCGUAAAAGUUAACACCAGUAUAUUUCUGUACAGCAUGACGUCCGUCAACGAACUGCACACAGAAUAUACUAUCCAGAUGUUGUAUCGUCAAAGAUGGCAAGAUCCUAGAUUAGAUUUCAGUAACAUCUCCGACAUUCGACGAAUCGUCGGAGAUCACUGGCAUGCCAAACGGAUUUGGAUACCAUCGGUCCACGUAGUUAACAAUAAAGAAAUUGGAUCUCUUUCUAGGAUAACCGAAGGAGCCGUUUUGGUGCAUAUUUAUAGAAAUGGUACAGUAGUCAUGAGCAAUAGGGUUCACAUGAGACCUUUAUGCAAAAUGGAAUUUUACAGAUAUCCGUUAGAUAAACAAGUCUGUACUCUAGAAAUUGAAAGUAGUACACUUUCUCCUUAUCAUCUCACAUUGCAUUGGGAAGCUGUGGAUCCUAUUCUCUUAAGCAAUCAUUUUUAUGUGACGGGCUAUGAUCUAACCAAUUAUUCUACGACAGCGACUCAAGUCAAAUAUCGGCAUACAGGUAAUUUUAGUAAGAUAAUAGUGGAGUUUCAACUGCAAAGGGAGUUCGGACACUUUUUGUUGGAUAUUUAUAUCCCAGGAAUGUUGUUCGUGGUGACCAGUUGGACUUCUUUUUGGGUGGAGAUUCCCGCUGCACCUGCUAGAGUCACUCUGGGCAUCACCACCAUGUUGACGCUCAUCACCAGUGAAAAGUCGGUGAGGGAGAAGUUACCGAAAAUGUCUUACGUACACGCGCUAGAUAUAUGGAACGUCGUCUGCACCGCGUUUAUAUUUGCCUCUCUGGUAGAAUAUGCCAUGGUUAAUUAUAUCUAUCACAAAGAUAAACGAAGGAAACAAGGAGGAAUGAAAAGAGUGGAUAGCUCUGCGACAUUCGCAUCGAUGGACACGGAUACAACUUCUGUAUUUAGUAUCUUUAAGAAUGUGUUCAAGAGCGAACAAAAAGAAAGUUCCCCAGGAUUGCCAACCAGUAUCUCUCUGCACGACUUCCAAUCGUUGACUAAUCAACCUUCCCCAGAGAUCGGGUGCGGUCCUUGGCCCUUGCCCAAACUCAGACCUCAAGACAUAGCCAACGGCAUCGACAGAAAAUGUAGAAUUAUUUUUCCAGUUGGUUUCCUCAUGUUCAACAUUGUCUACUGGACCGUCUUGUGGGUUUGAAUGUGAAAAAUCUUUUACCUAUCGAAAUUCACAAAUGUAUUUGUCAAAUCUGCAAUUAAAUUAUUGAGU
This is a messenger RNA of Centruroides sculpturatus (bark scorpion), 1447 nucleotides long. Its product is annotated as glutamate-gated chloride channel-like. Bases 23 to 1378 code for a protein of 451 amino acids. Gene Ontology annotation, molecular function: transmembrane signaling receptor activity; neurotransmitter receptor activity; chloride channel activity. Gene Ontology annotation, biological process: regulation of membrane potential; chloride transmembrane transport; nervous system process. The transcript has 9 exons. The record is from RefSeq and is a predicted model, not a curated record. Gene Ontology annotation, cellular component: synapse; neuron projection; membrane. Lineage: Eukaryota; Metazoa; Arthropoda; Arachnida; Scorpiones; Buthidae.